Molecule: messenger RNA, 3311 nt
Organism: Cynocephalus volans (Philippine flying lemur)
Lineage: Eukaryota; Metazoa; Chordata; Mammalia; Dermoptera; Cynocephalidae
Gene: NUDT12
Product: nudix hydrolase 12
Exons: 7
Coding region: 91-1479 (462 amino acids)
Biological process (GO): NAD+ catabolic process; NADP+ catabolic process
Cellular component (GO): cytosol; peroxisome
Molecular function (GO): metal ion binding; NADH pyrophosphatase activity; protein binding
Source: RefSeq, a predicted model, not a curated record
GCAUCCGGCGUCGGGAAAAGUGAGAGUCGGAUUUUCUCAGUCCUUCGAUUGCAUCUUGGUGGCCUCUACACUGACCACAUUUGGGAAGAAAUGUCUUCUGUAAAAAGAAGUCCAAAGCAAGACAUAAUUUCUGAAUUUCACAGCUCAGCUGCAGAAGGAGACACUGCCAAGUUAACAAGAAUACUCAGUCAUUCUCCAGCUCUUCUCAACGAAACUUCUGAAAAUGGCUGGACUGCUUUAAUGUAUGCUGCAAGGAAUGGGCACCAAAAUGUUGUCCAAAUUCUGCUUGAGAAAGGGUGUGACAGGUCAGUUGUCAAUAAAUCAAGUCAGACUGCACUGGAUAUUGCUGUAUUUUGGGGUUAUAAGCAUAUAGCUAACUUACUAGCUAAUGCUAAAGGUGGAAAGAUGCCUUGGUUCCUAACCAAUGAAGUGGAAGAAUGUGAAAAUUAUUUUGGCAGGACACUACUGGACCGGAAAAGUGAAAAAAGAAAUAAUUCUGAUUGGCUAUUAGCUAAAGAAAACCAUCCAGCCACAGUUUAUAUCCUUUUCUCAGAUUUAAAUCCCUUGGUUACUCUAGGUGGCAAUAAAGAAAGUUUCCAACAGCCGGAAGUAAGGCUUUGUCAGCUGAACUACACAGAUAUAAAGGAUUAUUUGGCUCAGCCUGAGAAGAUCACCUUGAUUUUCCUUGGAGUAGAACUUGAAAUGAAAAAAAAGUUACUUAAUAAUGCUGGUGAUGUCCCAAGAGAAGAAGAUGAUGGAUUGGUUGCCUGGUAUGCUUUAGGUAUAGAUCCUAUUGCUGCCGAAGAAUUUAAGCAAAGACAUGAAAAUUGUUAUUUUCUUCAUCCUCCAAUGCCAGCUCUUCUGCAAUUGAAAGAAAAAGAAGCAGGGGUUGUAGCUCAAGCAAGAUCUGUUCUUGCCUGGCACAGUAGAUAUAAGUUCUGCCCAACAUGUGGAAGCUCAACUAAAAUCGAAGAAGGUGGCUAUAAAAGAGUAUGUUUAAGCGAAGACUGUCCUAGUCUCCAUGGUGUUCAUAAUACAUCAUAUCCAAGAGUUGAUCCAGUGGUAAUCAUGCAAGUUAUUCAUCCAGAUGGGACCAAAUGUCUUUUAGGCAGGCAGAAAAGAUUUCCCCCAGGCAUGUUUACUUGCCUUGCUGGAUUUAUUGAACCUGGGGAGACAAUAGAAGAUGCUGUUCGAAGAGAAGUAGAAGAAGAAAGUGGAGUCAAAGUUGGCCAUGUUCAGUAUGUCUCUUGUCAGCCAUGGCCAAUGCCCUCCUCCUUAAUGAUUGGUUGCUUAGCUGUGGCAGUGUCUACAGAAAUUAAAGUUGACAAGAAUGAAAUAGAGGAUGCCCGCUGGUUCACUAGAGAACAGGUCGUGGAUGUUCUGACCAAAGGGAAACAGCAGGCUUUCUUCGUGCCACCAAGCCGAGCUAUUGCACAUCAGUUAAUCAAACACUGGAUUAGAAUAAACCCCAAUCUCUAAAUCAGAGAACUAGGUUUUAUAUUAUUUGAUUUCUAAUGCCACUUAUUCCUCAAAUGAGAUUAGAAAUAUUCAGUGCACGUUAGAGUAUCACAACACAAAGUAUCAUGUAGGGUUUUCAGAAUAGUUUAAUCUUAACACAGAAUGCUUACUUUAUAAAUUACAGCAUAACUCAGAUUUUGUUAAAUUUGGGUCAGCCAGUCACCUUUGAACUUUUUUUUGGUUGCGCUUCAAAAUUUUAUCUUACAAAACCAUAUUUCUAAUAAGAGACAUCAUGUUGUAUAGAAGUGUGUUCUAGAAAUGUGAAUAAACCUGAAUUCCAGUGCCUCUUGUAAGCAUUAGACGGAUCACUAAAAUUUCUUAUUUGAAAAAUGAAACAAUAAUUUUAAUGAAUUUUGAGCUUGUAUUGAUUUUUAGACUUUUUGCUACCUUUAAGUUGUCAAUAUCUGAUUUUUGCUCAUCUUACCAUUGCAGUCCCACUUACUCUUUUCUCCUGGUUCCUUUGUUCUAGCUGUGUUGCUGUUAUAGUGUUGCUUUUAGUCUCAGUUUGAACAAUGUUAAGAAUUAUUUGUUUUAUCAAUUAACUCUAUUAGUGAAAUGAAAGCAUAUCAUUGUGUCUGCGAUAUACCCAAAGUUUUUCUUAACACAAAUUGAAAUUCUUUCCUUUUUCACUGAAAUUAAAUGUAUUUGAAAGGAAUUGUCCUCAAAGGUCAGAUAUUAAAUAAUUCCCAGGUAGGUUUACAUAUUUAAUUUAAAACACUGGCAUUAUUUCAUUUUGUGAUGAGAGAUGUAUCAGGGUUAGCAAAAAAUUAUAUAAUCAUUACCAACAAUAUUUAUUAUACACUUGAUUUGGGCAUUAUUUCAACACAUUCUAAGAAGCCUUGAUAGAAUAAGUGUAUUUUAGUACUGAAUCGGUGAGGUUCUAGAGAAAAUAAAUUGUAAUAAUUAACAAUUUUGCAACAUAGAAACUCAUUUUAUAAGGUUGUUUUGAAAUUGUUUUAAAACAUAGUUUAUAAAUGUACAAAUUUGUAUAAUUUGUCUCUUUACUAUAGUAUGUUAGACUGGAAAAGACCUUAGGGAUAAAAUAUGUAAUUUACUGUCCUUAUUUUAUAGAUAAGGAAAUGAAAUCCUAAAAGGUGAAUUUAAUUAAUUGGUGAAAAUUAUACAGCAAAUUAAUUACAGCAGUCUAUACUGUAUAACCCAGGGCAGGAUUAUCCCUGUAAUAGGAAGUAGAAGCUAUUACUAAAAAUCUGUGUAGAAUAAAUUAAAAGAAGGGAUGAUAAGAAGAAUAAAUUUAGCUUACCAAAUAUUAUUAAUUAAAGUUUUAAAUACUUAAAAUUUAUUUAACUUAAAUAAGAUGAAUUUCUCAGAUAAAACUUUAUUUUACUAAUGAACAGUGAUUUUCUUAGUAAUUGAUGAAGGCUUAUUGAUAUCAGGACUUUAAACCAAAUUAAGACUUACACAAGACAUUUAGAUGCAUGUUUGAACUACGUAAGUGUAUGGAAUACGAUUUGCCUUGAUUAUGAAGUAUAAUGAUUUGAGGGUCAGUUUUACUCCAGAUGUAUUUUUAAUUGCAGAUUCUAUGAUAACAUUGUAAAAUUCCAAGUUUCCAUAAUGUUAGGAUAGGAAAGUAAAAUAUAAAGUGUCAACAAAUAUAGUUAUAAAUUUGGUUUAUAUUUAAUCCCAAACUCAGGGAAAAUCGGUGUCUAAAUAAAUUAUUAUUUUAAUAAUUUUUCUUAAAUUGCUAACCUCUGAGAGGUGAAUAGCUACAUAUAAGUAGAAGAAAUGGCCGAAUCAAAAAAUGAUAGAGGUGAAAGUACCAUGAAUGUAUUCUA